AUGGACUACAACCUGAGCCAUGAAGAAGGGAAUGGUACCAUCUUUGCCUGUCAGCAUUUUGACUUUUCAAUCAUUACUGGUUAUUUGUUCAUCAUUAUCACCAUCAUCAGCAUCAUAGGAAACAUUAUCCUCAUGUGGGUUCUUCUCACUUUUAAAAAACUCAACCUUGUGACAAAAAUCUUCAUGAUGAACCUGGCCUGCUCUGAUUUGAUAUUCGCUCUCACGCUCCCAUUCUGGGCAACUUAUCAUCUUAAACACUGGAUCUUUGGGGACUUUUUGUGCAAGUUCAUCAUUGCGAUGUACUUCACUGGUAUGUACAGCAGCAUCAUUUGUCUAACUGCCAUGAGCGUUGAUCGUUUCUUUAUUGUGGUGCUGAAGAACUGGCCGAACAACGACCGAAGGAAGAAAACAUGUACUAUCUGUGUCUGUGUGGCUACCUGGGUGAUCAGUAUCGGUACAUCGGUGUACGAUGCUUCCAAAGUGAAGUUUUAUGAUGACUACUACCACUGUGAGAGUUCCCAUUCAGAGGGCCCUGGAUAUGAUAUCCAAGUUGUGCUGCUUUUUUUUAUCCCAUUUGCCAUCCUCAUUUUCUGCCAUUGUGCCAUUAUAGGAACCAUUUUACAGGCAACAAACAGAUCAAGGCACAGAGCCCUGACUAUAGUUUUUUUUAUCGUUGUAGCCUACAUUAUCUGCUGGGGACCCUACAAUGUUUAUCUUCUAAUUGAAUCUUGGUACCAACCAAAGACUUGUGACGCUUUUCAGCAGUUGGAUAUUGGUUACAAUAUUUGUCGAUUGCUUGCCUUCUCCCACUGCUGUAUGAACCCUUUGCUUUGUUUGCUCAUACAAAAGUUACGAAAUCAUCUCUUUUGUCUCUUGCGCUGCCGAGCUGUAGAUGAGAAUAACAGGGACAGAGCCCACUACCUGAAGAUGUCUGAACCUGUCAAUGCCACAUCAGUGCAGCUCGUAACUCUAGGGUAAUGCUGGAGCUGUGCAGAUAAUAGAUAGCAACUCAUGUGCAACAACACACACACAUUAGGAUUUGUCUAUUUUGUAUAUUCACAGAAUGGCUUCAGUUCAACAUGUUAUUUCUGUAUGAUAUUGCUAAAAUAUAAGAAAAGUAUUAAAAUUUAGAAACUAGCUACAAUAGUUUGACUAUUAUUCUAUAUUGAUUAGAUUGACUCACCACUUUCAGAUGUAUUUUACCAACAAUGUUUUUGCAUGAAGGUGCUGGACGAAUGUCUCAGUUUUGCAAAAUAUCAUUUUAAGUUUGAAGAGGAUCAUAGCUUUCUUGUAUUUUUUUUUUACUGCAUUCUUUCUAUUUUCCGUGUUUUUCUUUGCUUUUUCAUCAAUGAUGAUGAAUGCACUUAAUGUAAAUGCAAAUGAUAAACCACAGAAUGCAAAUGAUAAACCACGGCAUGCAACCUGUUUAGAAAAAGGAAGUGUUUAUUUAGCAAUAUCAAGAA
Messenger RNA from Cyprinodon variegatus (sheepshead minnow), 1463 nucleotides. Its product is annotated as chemokine XC receptor 1-like. Gene Ontology annotation, cellular component: membrane. The transcript has a single exon. NCBI's taxonomy places the organism in Eukaryota, Metazoa, Chordata, Actinopteri, Cyprinodontiformes, Cyprinodontidae. Bases 1 to 978 code for a protein of 325 amino acids. Gene Ontology annotation, molecular function: chemokine receptor activity. The record is from RefSeq and is a predicted model, not a curated record. Gene Ontology annotation, biological process: immune response; chemotaxis; G protein-coupled receptor signaling pathway.